Molecule: messenger RNA, 2130 nt
Organism: Durusdinium trenchii
Lineage: Eukaryota; Dinophyceae; Suessiales; Symbiodiniaceae
Source: the annotation of a GenBank genome assembly
AUGGAGUUCCAUGAGUAUACCCAGAAGAUGGAUGAACCUACACCUUUCUCCAUCAAGAAUCUCAGUGAAUUGGAGCUGACAUUGCCGUUACCCUUGGUCGAGUGUCCGGAGGACAAACAUGGUGACAUCAACACCACUGAGAAUGAGAGUGCACACAUUCCAGAUGCUUCGGUUCCUUCUGAGACUAUGACUCAGACUGUCAAUGAGACUCAGCAUGACUACCCUGAUACUGACAGCAAGUCCCAACCAAAGGAUCCGGGGCAGGGAUUAGAAGCAGUAAUCGAAACACAACUUCCAAACCAGAGUGAUCUGGAUGGUGAAUCCCUGAGCCAGGGCAUGGAUUGUGAUGAUCCAGGUGAUGGUCCUGGUGAUGUGGGUGAUCAAAUGGAUCAAAUGGAUGUCGAGAGUGCGGAGAUGGUCGAACCACAUACCAAGGCCGCUGAGGUGGAUGCUGAUGCUGCAAAGGGCUCGGAUAGCAUCCAAGAUUCACUGCGCCGCUUCCUGAAUCCAGAUGAUAGCAUCGACAUGAGCAAUUUGCUCACCAAUGCAGCUUCAUUCUACAUCAAGAAGGCGAGAGAAAUAUCCAGUCAGAGCAUGUUGAGUCUUCCAAAGGGUGAGUUGACUUUGGCAUCAUUGUGUGCGGGCAGUGGUACUGGUGAGUUGGCAUUUCAUGCAACAGUGCAUCAACUCAGUGAAGAGUUCCUCAAGCCUUUGGAUGCCAAAGUCUUGUUCUGCUGCGAAAAGGUUCCAUGGAAACAACAGUACUUGAUGGCCAAUAUCGUUUCCAAGGACACAUGUGUAUUUGAUGAUGUGGUGACACUUGGGGCUUUGGCAGAUCGGAAGUUUCCCUUGCCGGAGAGCUUCAAGAACGAAGACUUUUCAAACUGCAGUGUAUCUACCUUCUUUGGCACUAUGGGCACCAUUGCAGCGACCAAGCCAAAGCUGGUGAUCCUGGAGAAUGUUGAUUCCAUUGGAAAUGAGCAUGUUCAAGAUUCGAAUUUGUGCAAGGUAUGCGAGGAGAUCAAAGCGGUUGAUGAAGCCAUGAAGCGCAUCUACAUCAUCGCUGUGCGGCUGGAUGGUGCGGUCACAAGCACAGAUCCAGCACCCUUCUUUGAUAUGGUGGGACGCAUGCUAGAUGCCUUCAAGAUCGGGUCGUUGAGUGUGAAGAGUGUAUUGUUGGCCGAUGACGAUCCCUACCUGCUGGCAGAGUUGCAACGUCGAAAGCAACAUCGACAAGAUCAAGAGAGUCGCAUCAAGAAGGGUGAGAUUUCCAAGGAGUAUUUUCUCAGUUUUGUGUAUUUGUAUGCAUUGGUUUUUUUCCCUCUGCUUCAAGGAUACCCAGUGGAAACACUGCCAGGGGCAUUCUCGAACAGCGAUGUGCAGCUAGCUGACUUGGCUGGAAAUAGUUUCAGCUCGACUGUGAGCGACAUCGCUUUGGCCAAGACCAGCGCGUGUAGACCUCCGGAGUGCGAGAAGCGGCGCCGGCAGAAGCUGUGGCUGAGGAUCGUGGAGCAUCAGGCAGCGACCAGUGAUGUGCAGAAGAUCAUUGGUCUCAUCAAGGAGUCUCAGGAGCUUACGAUCCGCGACGUCUUGCCGUACUUGUCGGAUUCCAUGACCAUCGAAGCCUUCCAGUCCGAAAUCUGUGAGUGCUUGGACGCCUAUGAAGGCCAGAUUGUGACGCUCCGCCAGGAGAUGGACGAUCAUCGCCGAGCCCUUUCAGCCUUCAAGGAAGACCUCAAGCGCGCGGACGAGCGCUGCAUCGUGGUGGGGGCCGACCAAUGCUGUGAGAUCUGUGGCUGCGAAGCCAUGCGAGAGCGCUUCUAUGCCUUCACCUGUACUCACUGCUGUCAUGAGGCCUGCCUUCGUGCGCUGAUCUUGCCCACCUUGUCGCCGGCUCGCCGAGAGCGCCUCUUCAAGUUAGAGGACGCUCGCUUGCAGCACCAGGCCGCCGCAGCCGGCGCCAACGCGGCGCCUAUGGUGCCUUUGGCAGAGGUCGAAGAUGAGCUGGAUGGAUUGCUGGCCGAGGAUUGCCCGUUCUGUGGUCAGCUGAUGAUCGACACCAUCACGAAGCCCUUCCUGGACCCCAAUGACGAGGGCGAUGCGGAGGAGAUAGAGUCAUGGGCCAUUUGA